UUUUUGGAAUUGCAUUGGACUUUGAUGAUGGAUAAGGCUUGAGCCAGAAGGAAAAACGUGAAGUCAAAUCUAAAGAAACAAUUAAAGACGACAGAUCUGACCUUAUUCCCAUUGUACCUGUCGCUGUCUUGUUGAAUGGUUUCUCACAAGCACACAGAAGCUCAAUGCGCCUUCUCCAUACCGCCAGCUGGUAUGAAGUAGAUGGGAGAAUCCAAGAACAUGGUGCUGAAUGGCAGGAGACAUGGCAGAAAGUUCUCCAGUAAUCAGCCCGUAAGCAAAUCCAGGCUGCAAAACACACAGAGAUCCCAUCUUCGCCAGAACAAAGGCUCCCCGAGUGUCAGAAGAUGCAGUCGACGUUGUGGUGGGGCGCCCCCGGAGGCAGAAAGGCGUCAUGUUCCUUCAUCGGGAAUGACUGCCAAGGAGUUGUGCGAGUAUGAUGAUCUGAGCACCAGUCUGAUCCUGGAUCCAUACCUUGGCUUUCAGACCCACAAGAUGAACACCAGGUUUCGACCAAUCAAAGGCCGGCAGAGGGAGCUGAGGGAGAUCAUUGAGCUUUUCAAGAAGCAUGACAACCUGGAGAAAGCUUUUCAGGCUCUGACAUCUGGAGACUGGACCAGACAUCAUUUUCUCAACAAGACCAAGUCCCAGGAGAAGCUCUUCAAAGCACAUGUGUUUGUUUACCUUCGCAUGUUUGCUUCAGACAGCGGCUUUGAGAUCCUUUCUUGCAAUCGCUACUCCUCUGAGCAAAAUGGAGCCAAAAUUGUAGCAACAAAAGAUUGGAAAAGGAAUGAUAAAAUCGAACAUCUUGUGGGCUGUAUUGCUGAGUUGUCUCCCAGUGAAGAGCGGAUGUUGCUUCGACAUGGAGAGAAUGAUUUCAGUGUCAUGUACUCAACGCGCAAAAACUGCGCACAGCUCUGGCUGGGACCUGCAGCUUUUAUUAACCACGAUUGCAGGCCAAACUGCAAGUUUGUGUCAACAGGCCGAGAUACCGCCUGUGUAAAGGUUCUACGGGACAUUGAACCAGGGGAAGAGAUCUCCUGCUACUAUGGAGAUGGAUUCUUUGGAGAAAACAAUGAAUUCUGUGAAUGCUAUACUUGUGAAAGGCGUGGCACUGGAGCUUUUAAAUCGAAACCAGGGUUACCUGUUGAAGCUCCAGUGAUCAAUAGCAAGUACGGCCUCAGAGAGACAGACAAGCGUCUGAACAGACUGAAGAAGCUGGGGGAAAGUUGCAGGAACUCUGACAGCCAGUCUGUCAGUUCCAAUGCAGAGGCAGACUCUCAGGAACCAACCACUGUACAAACAUCAUUACGUAAGAGAACUUCACAGUCCUGUGUCAAAAAGCACGGAGAAGCUAAGGCUGUAACAAGGCAAACUCUGUCAAGCACUCCUUCUUCUACCUCAUCCUCUAAACGAAGUCAAGCGAAUAUUUCAAGUUUACCAAAGAGACUUAAGUCAAAGCCCACACAGACUUUGUCUAAAGGAAGACGACGCUGUCGAGGCCUAUGGACGAAAGGUUCUAGCCGAGUGAGCGCUAGCGGAAAUCUCAAAGAGUCCUCUAGACGAGACACAGACAGACGUAGAUCUGCAAGCAAAGGCAGUGUUGCGCGUUCAUCAGAAAACAAUCGGAGCUCUUCAAAGGGUGCUUCCCCAUGCAAGGACAGCACACUUUGCCCUUACAGAACUCGUAGGUCCACGAGGACUUCUCUUGGUGCUCAGGGGGCUGAAGGCACAGAGGCUUCAAACCACCCGGCGAGCCCGAGCAUCGUCCUCAAGUCAGAGCCUGGAGAGUUCAUUCCUGUGACACUUGGGCACCAGAUGAGCACUCCUAGUUUGGACUCCAGCUGUCCCAAGAAAGGGACUUGUCCUAGACGCAGAAGGACAGUAAAACAGGAAGACUCCUACGGCGAGUCCUUCGUCCAGGAGGGCGUUCCAGAUCUGCGGCACGCGGUUCGGGCUGCAGAUGUAGCAGACUGUGGGAAGGUGGUGCUCGGCCUUCCAGACCGCCACCAGCACUACAACGGCUCCUCUAAGAGCAGCAAGGCCCUCCGUCGAGGGAAAGGCAAGAAGAAACGACAGAUCACACGCUAUGACGCUCAGCUGAUUCUGCAGAAUAACUCAGGCAUCCCCAAGAUAACACUACGCCGGCGUCGAGACAGCAGCAGCAGCAAGAAUGAGCCCAGAGAGACCAGCUCCUCAAGCUCCUCCAAAAUCAGCAUCAAGUUCAGCAAGGAGCACGAGAAGGACCGGAGCAGCUCGUACGUAGCCAAACUCAACAACGGCUUCAGCCACGGACCGCACAGCAGCUCCACCAAGCUCAAGAUCCAGCUGAAGCGGGAGGAAGACCCCGCCAGCUUGCACCGCACUUACCCGGAGGACGUCACCUUGGGCAUCGUGCAACGAGACGCUGCGGACGUCCUGGAUCACAAGGCAGCCGCUCAGGUAGGUCAGGACAUGGAAGUGGAAUCGAUGUCGUCAGAGGACGACGACGAUGACUACUUUGAUAACGAGGAUGAUUUCAUCCCGCUCCCACCAGCAAAACGCCUGCGCCUCAUCGUGGGCAAAGAUUCCAUAGACAUUGACAUUUCCUCCAGACGGCGAGAAGAUCAGUCGCUCAGACUCAACGCAUAAGCUGUGUAAAUAAUCCAUUGUCUCAAUCAUGUUCAUUUUGAACAGAUGUAAUUUAAAUAGAAAAUGCAAAUGUACAAUUAAAUCAUGGCAAAGUAUCUUUCUUUACAUUUUAGUGAUGGCACUUCUUUAUUGUUUCCUCACUAUGAAUAUAAAUAUUGUAGAAAGUGUA
Molecule: messenger RNA, 2797 nt
Organism: Danio rerio (zebrafish)
Lineage: Eukaryota; Metazoa; Chordata; Actinopteri; Cypriniformes; Danionidae
Gene: kmt5b
Product: lysine methyltransferase 5B
Biological process (GO): chromatin remodeling
Cellular component (GO): nucleus; chromosome
Molecular function (GO): histone H4K20me methyltransferase activity; histone H4K20 methyltransferase activity; histone H4K20 monomethyltransferase activity
Source: RefSeq, marked provisional